GCGGAGAAGAUGCGAACGUGCGAGUAAAACACACACCCCUCUCGUGAUGAGAAAAGAUUGUGAACGAGCGAGCGCUCUCAGCACAGGCGCACCAAGAGGUGUCGCGUUUUCGGUUGUCGCGUUUUCGCGCCAGAACUCGUGUUUUUUGGCCGGGAAAUGCCUCGCUCCAGCGGUAUCACCAGACUUUCUUGACUAAGCGCAUUUCGGACGUCUUGCGAGUCCCAGCUUUUCUGUCUUUCUCGUUUCCUAUCUCUUCAGUGUUAACCAGGCACCGCUCUGGCUCUCUCCUUUCGAUCGCGGCGGAAAUGAGUGCGGCGCCGAGAGUCAAAAGACGAAACGUGUGUCUCUGGCUUUCUCUCUCUCUCCUCAAUUUCAGUCGAAGGCGCAUUUUCCUGUAGUUCCGAAAAUUCCCUUUACUUCUCCGUCCUGUCUGCUUGUGCACACAUCUGGAACCGCGUCUUCGGCCUUGCCAGACGAGCGCGUAACUGAGACAAAACAUUGACUUUGUCUCCUCCACAUGGAAAACGCGUUUCUCUUCGUGGAAAAAAACGAAACACACGUCUCGUUCCCACCUCCUGGCGCCCUUGUGUUCUCCGUGUGUCGUGGAACCGGGCUCUUGCCGAGUUCGUCUUGAUGACUUCGACUGCUCUUUGAGGCGCUGUCUGUCUUGACGACACUUGCCACCUUCAAGAGUUGUCUUCUGAUUCUUUCCACCCGUUGCUCCAUUCUUGAGUGAACCGUGUCUCGUGUGUCACCAGAUUUCUUGACUCGCGACCAGCACGAGGUGCAAGGGGAGAAACAACAGACUGGACUCACCGCGACUGCAGAAGACAGAGAUCAGAGACGCAUUGCACAAGAAUUUUUUUACCACCCUACGUACCCGGUGUUCUGCCCGCAUAUUCUCGGUUUCCAAUGUAUCUCGUGACCAGUUUAGACGAUAGAUGUCCACACUCAAAGUUACCUCGGCCCUCACAACAUCUUAAUGACGAAUGUGUUGAACACCCACCACACUAAGGAGGAGUUCCUCUUGUAACUGCGGCCGCCCGUCUCCAAACUUUUUUCCCCUAUCGAGGCACACGCGACAGAACUUCGUGGGAGAGGUGUAUUCUUUCAAAGUGCAGAUUUUCUCCGUCUCUUGCUCUGAACUUCUCGACACCAGACGGAGCGUCAAGACGGCGUUCUUCGCAUUUGCCAAAGGCCAAUUUUAGAACGUUCGUGAAGAGAAGAAUAAAAUACGGAACACACUGAAUCUGACUGUCGUGCCGGACUGGAAAGACUUCUGCGUGUUUCUCGUUGGUUAUUUGCCUCACAUUCUUUCUGUCUGAGAACGAACAAGGCGUCGACAGACUCUCCAGGAAAGAGCAGUCUGCGAGACGCUCUGUUUCGUGUUGCCUAACUCUCCUACGCCUUCUUUUCGCUCUCCGUAGGGCUCUGUCCCUCCUGUCCUUCCUGCACUUUUCUGUCGUUUCUUCCCCGAGAAAUUUGGCACUUACUCGCCUGUCUUGCCGCUGUCACAUGCAACCUUUUCUUCCCCCCAGCAAACGGAUUGGGAGAAAACGCAGGGAUAGUUCAUUAGGCGAAUGCUCCUGCUUUUUCAGGGAAAACGACUUCUCAGAUGCUAGGAUUUCGGUCGCCGCCAUCGUCACGGGGUCACCGUAUCUGAUACAGGGAAAUUGAUGAACUAUUGUUGGGAUUUUCUCUGGCGGAAAUGCGGUGCCUCCUCUCCGGCAGGACGCGCCCCUCAGUGGGGCCUCUGCGGCCUUCUUCUAUAACUGGACGGCACUCUCCAAGCUGCACAGUGUCGCUCUCAAAACCUUACGCGGAUUCCUCUGGUCCGGCUCUGUUGCUCCUUCCAGUGAGAGGAGAGAGAAAGAUUUGGUCUUCGACUUUGUGUGUGGGGUCUGUUUGCUGUCCUCUUCCUUCCGUGUCGUCUCUGUCUCCACUGAGAGACGUCUCUUUGCUCGACAGGAAGUGCGUGUCUCUCGGGUGUCUCCGCGUCUCCCGUUCUGUCUCCACUGUCUCUCUUGCUCUCGCCUCCAGGGGUCCUCAAGGGGCGACGGGCGUCAGCGACGAAGUUGGACUCCGACGCACCACGCGUCUGUCUUGUUCUGUCUCGUCGCGUUCACCUCUUCUGACUUGUCCUCCCAUGCUUUUUUCUUUCCGUUCAUAUAUUCAGCACCCUUCGCGCGGGUCUCCGUACCGUAGAGGAGACAGAGAGGGAAAACGUGUCUCGCACAUGAGAGGCGGAAGCGUUCAGGUGUACCUCCACCCCGCCUCCUGUGGUGACGCGUUUUCAGCUCACUCUCGCCGCGGUGUUUUCUGUGUACAUCAAGACGCCGUGAUAGCGGGGAAAGAACGCGCGUGGACCUCCUCACAACGGCUGGCCGGAGCGGCUUCUUCCUCGCUUUUUCCAACUUGCAUCUCGCAAAAGAGACAGCUCUGCACUACCACAUCACAGCCACCCCACACUGGCCCGCAAAGCCCCCCGUCCCACCCCUCCUCUUCUCUCUUUCCUUCUUCUCUCUCUUCAUCCCCUCUUUCAUCCCCUCUUUCUUCUCUUUCCUCCCUGUCUCCUUGCGAGGGAGACUCGGGGAGCGGGUUCUGUGAGUCUGCGGGCAAGGGAAGUGCGUCGUGCGUCGUCGUAGAGCAACAAGGACUUUCGUCGCAAGGUGGACUGUUCAUUUUCGCUGUUGAAGUGCCGGAGACGCAGAGUCGAUCUGUCACUCAAGGCGUCGGAAUCACGCAUUUGCUGUCGCAGGCGCGUUCGCCUCAAACUUCCUCAGCUCUUCUUUUUUCUUAUUCUUACUUCUCUCCGGCUCUCUGCCACUCCUUUCAAAGCGCGCUCCCCACCCGGAACACUGACUUGCCGUCUGCGUCAAUCCACAGAGGUUGCUUGUCUUGUUUCCCCCCUUCUUCCUCUUCUUGCUUCUCUUCUUACUGCUCGUCUGCUUCCUGUAUACCUUCUUCUUACUCUGCUCGGCGAGUGUGUUGUUCGCUCUUCCCCGUGAUGUCUGUCUCUUCUUCUUCGCCUUCCUUCACUGCUUCCUCUUCUCGCUUCUUUGCUUCUUCUGCGCCUCCCUGCUCCGGCGCCUCUCCACCGUCUCUCCCCUCCUCGCGACCUACGAGUCUCACCCCACAAACUACCUCCGAAAGAAGAGACAAGUCUCACAGUCUCUGUCCCCAGGCCAUGGUUGAGUAUCUCAACAGAUUCAUCGUCGGACAGGUGGAGGCUAAACGUGCCGUCGCCGUUGCUCUCAGACAGCGCUGGAGACGCAGGCAUAUUGAAGACGAGAGACUGCGAGAAGACAUAACGCCGAAAAACAUUCUUCUCAUUGGACCCACAGGUGUUGGAAAGACGGAAGUUGCUCGGCGUCUGGCAAAGCGUCUCGACGCACCAUUCAUCAAGGUGGAAGCGACAAAGUUCACUGAAGUUGGGUUUCACGGAAGAGAUGUCGACCAGAUCAUCAAAGACUUAGUGGAAGUGGCAGUAAAGACUCAACGAACGAAACUGCAGGAGGUGAUGAGGCCGGCGGCCGAGCACCGCGCAGAGAGGAAAAUUCUUGAGGCUCUUCUCGGCAAAAUGCCUGCUGAGGAGCACCAGCACUGGCUUCGGCACCUGCGCUGCGGGGCUCUUGACGCGCGACGCGUCCACGUGGACUUUCCCCAGAGGCCGAGCGGCGGCGCAGCCUCAGGUGGAUCCUUCACGGAGGAAGGAAACAGAGAUGCGAUUGUGGCCGACUUGGAAAGCAUUAUUCGAGACAUCGACCGGCCCCGUCCUGCCUUCUUUACAACACGUCGCAGCGGGCGAGGCUCUGAGGGUCGGAAUUUGACAGUGAAGGAAGCGCGAAAAAAGCUCAUGCAAGCAGAACUGGAUUCCAUGAUCACCAAGGACCUGGUUGUCCAGAAAGCACUCGAGGCCGUCGAACAAGAAGGCAUCGUCUUUAUUGAUGAAAUCGACAAAAUCUGCAGCAAGGGCGGUCGGAACGGCUACAAUCCUGAUGCUUCAGACGAAGGAGUCCAGCGCGACUUGCUUCCCUUGAUUGAGGGCACAACCGUCAGCACUCGCUACGGAGACGUGAAGACGGAUUACAUCCUCUUCAUAGCUUCGGGCGCGUUUCACUGCGUGCGGCCGAGCGACCUGCUGGCGGAACUGCAGGGGCGUCUCCCCAUUCGUGUCACUCUCAAAUCUCUGACAGAAAACGACUUGAGAGACAUUUUGACGAAGACGCAAAACAAUCUGCUUGCGCAGAACACAGCGCUCCUGCGCACCGAGAACGUGGAACUCCACUUCACCGAAGAGGCAGUAAACGAAAUCGCUCGAGUUGCUUGCGAAGUGAACGCGAGUGUCGAGAACAUUGGUGCCCGACGUCUACACACCAUCAUUGAAAAAAUCAUGGAAGACAUCAACUUCGCAGCCCCCUCGAUGGCUCCUGGAACGCGAGUGGAAGUCGACCUCGAACGCGUUCGGUCGAGCGUCAGCUCGCUCCUCACCAAGACGGACUACACGCGUUUCGUGCUGUGACACUUUCCUCUGCAAAUCUGCUGCAAAUCUGCGGCUCUUCACCGUCUGUUUCUGCACAGUUUUCGUUCUUUCCUGUCCCGCGAGAGUGAGAGAGUGAAAACGCGGCUUCCUUCGUGCGGACGGCAACUCACUCGACAGGACGGGUGCGACGGAAAGACCCAGAAGAUCGCCUAAAGCCUGUUUUGCGCUUCCUGUACAGAUGUGCGCAUGUCAUCCUGCAUAAAGGUGCAAAUACACCUGGUCACAUUGGCGUAUGCUUGUGCAAGCCUCGUCACUGGAAAGCGGAAACGUAAAGAGAAAGUCUUAUGUGGAGCUUUCGUGACCAGCUGGAAACACAUCCAACAUAUACAGACAAUAUACGUAUAUAUCUAUAUAUAUUUGGAUGCCGCAUACAAGCAUAUGUACAUGUGUACAAGCAUAUACAUAGUCAUAUAUGUGGAUAAACGUACCAUUUAUAUAGUGUUUUUUGUGGAUAUUUGUGUCGUAGUUCUCGGGUCUGCAUGCCCGUGAUUCUUUUUCUUCGUUGAGAGUGCCACGGGAGACACUGCCGGUGUCUCCUGUUACACAUUCUCUGUUCUAAGUCUGCUGUUUUUUCUAUUCUGAUGUUUAUCUCGUCUACUGCGAUGAUACGCGCAAUACUCUAUAAACUCAGGGAGCCGUGUAUAUAUACAUGCAUAUGCAUAUGCGUAUGCAUACAUAUAUACAUAUAUAUGCAUAUAUAUAUAUAUAUAUAUAUAUACACGCGCAUAUUUGUGCACAUAUACAUAUAUCCGUAUAUAUUUAUAUGUGCAUGUUUGUACGAGGAUAAGUGCAUGCGUGUAUAUUUGCAUUGGUUUUAUGAAAUGCGAAGGAAGGGGGGUCUGGAGAUGUUCCUGUCCCAUGUUGUGCAGUGGGAACAAGGGAGAAUCAUCGGUUUUCUUGUUAACGUCCUUUUUGAGGCAAUUCGCCUGAUUGGACUGGAUCUUUUCUCGUUUCUCUCCGUCUUUUCGAUCCCGAGUGUUUUUUUGCGUCUACGCGUUUCUCUCCACGGUUUCUGUCGGUUCGUUCGAAGACUAGAGCUGCGUGGG
Molecule: messenger RNA, 5589 nt
Organism: Toxoplasma gondii ME49
Lineage: Eukaryota; Apicomplexa; Conoidasida; Eucoccidiorida; Sarcocystidae
Product: ATP-dependent hsl protease ATP-binding subunit hslU, putative
Exons: 14
Coding region: 1709-4522 (937 amino acids)
Cellular component (GO): HslUV protease complex
Molecular function (GO): ATP hydrolysis activity; peptidase activity; ATP binding
Source: RefSeq, a predicted model, not a curated record